AGUCCUCCCACCGGAUCCUACCACGUCCGGAUCGGGUCACGCGGCCUUCGCCACUUCCACCACCACGCGGCGAAUUCGCCCUUCGGGAUUCCGACCGACCUCCUUCCUUCCAAUCAUCGCGGCAAAGCAAAAGCUCGAGGAAAAGGAAUAGUUCGGUAUAUAUUUUCGAGGAAAAGGAAUAUUUGGAAGGCGGCUCGGGUGGAGGCUCCCAUUUUUCACUUCUUAAAAUCCCGCCACUAAUCUAAUCUUGUCCCUUUCCUUCGCCUUCAUCUUUUGAUUUAUUUCCUCUCUUUAUCUCUGUAGUUUUCCCACUGGAGGGAGAGCCCUCUCGCGCUGCUCCUUUUGGCAUGCGACCCUGUCGAGACGCGGAAACGCCUAUUCCGAAGGAUUCCAACCGCGUCCUCGAACGCCACUCCCUUAUAUUAUUCCCUUAUAUAUUCUCCCCGCCACAACACUAACUCCCAUCCCCUCCACUCGCCCUCGGUCCGCCACUCCCUUCUCUUUCCCCACCGGGGGGGAAAAGCAAAGAAAGGAACGUACUAGUAAUUGUUCCAUUAUUGAUUGAGAUGAGUAGACACGAGCGGCGGUGGGCGUCGGACACCGUGCCCGGAGGAAAGAUCCUCAGCGCCGGAUCGUCGCCGGGGAACUCGACCGAUGGCGUGGAGGAGUUCGUCGAGGUGACGCUCGACCUCCAGGACGAUGACACCAUCAUCCUUCGCAGCGUCGAGCCCGCCUCGGCCGUGCCGCACGCCGAUCGGGACUCGGCGGAGGCGACGCCGAUGUCGUCGUCGUCGAGAUCGCCGUCGAUCGCCCGGAGCUCGUCGCACGGCCGCCUCCGCCAGUUCUCGCAGGAGCUGAAGGCGGAGGCGGUGGCCAAGGCGCGGCAGCUCUCGCAGGAACUCAAGGCGGAGCUGAGGCGGUUCUCGUGGAGCCACGCGCAAGGGAACCGGGCGGUCGGGGCGUCGGUCUCGGCGGAAGGGAGCGGAGGGGCGUCAGGGCCACUGGACUCGGCCCUCGCGGCCAGGGAUAGGCGGCGGCAGAAGGCGCAGCUGGACCGGUCGCGGUCCGGGACGCAGAAGGCGCUCAGAGGGCUCAGAUUCAUCAGCAAGGCGAAUGGCGUGGAUGGGUGGAACGAGGUGCAGAGCAACUUCGACAAGCUCGCCCGCGACGGUUCUCUCUCCCGUUCCGACUUCGCCCAAUGCAUAGGAAUGAAGGAUUCGAAGGAGUUCGCAUUAGAAUUAUAUGAUGCAUUGAGACGGAGGAGGAGAAUGAAAGCGGAGAAGAUAAGCAAAGAUGAGCUGUACGAGUUUUGGUCUCAGAUCACUGAUCAGAGCUUCGAUUCUCGCCUCCAAAUCUUCUUUGACAUGGUGAACAAGAACGAAGAUGGACGAAUUACAGAAGCAGAAGUUAAAGAGAUAAUUAUGCUGAGUGCCUCGGCAAACAAGCUGGCGAGACUCAAAGAACAGGCGGAGGAAUACGCAGCUCUAAUCAUGGAAGAAUUGGAUCCCGAAAGACUCGGUUAUAUCGAGCUAUGGCAACUGGAAACCUUACUGCUUCAAAAGGACACGUACCUGAACUACAGCCAGGCGCUGAGCUACACCAGCCAGGCAUUGAGCCAAAACCUGGCAGGGCUGAGGAAGAGAGGGCCCAUCAGGAAGUUGAGCACCAAGCUGGGCUACUACUUGGAAGAGAAUUGGAAAAGAUUGUGGGUGAUGGCACUUUGGAUUGGAGUGAUGGUAGGGCUGUUCACCUGGAAGUUUAUUCAGUAUCGGAACAGGUACGCGUACCAGGUGAUGGGGUAUUGCCUCACCACGGCCAAAGGUGCUGCCGAGACGCUGAAGCUCAAUAUGGCUCUCAUUCUCCUUCCCGUGUGCCGGAAUACUAUUACUUGGCUUCGCUCCACCCGGCUUUCCCGUGCCCUUCCAUUCGACGACAACAUCAACUUCCACAAGACCAUAGCGGCAGCAAUCGUAAUAGGGGUAAUACUCCACGCCGGGAACCACCUCAGCUGCGACUUCCCACGUUUGAUAGCAAGCUCGGGACAGAAGUACCAAGGCUUGACGCGCGAUUUUGGCCAAACCAAGCCAACCUACAUGAAGCUGGUCCGCGGCCCCGAGGGCAUUACUGGAAUCCUAAUGGUUCUCUGCAUGCUGGUGGCCUUCACCCUCGCCACCCGCUGGUUCCGCCGAAGCCUGGUCAAGUUCCCAAAGCCCUUCGACAGGUUAACUGGCUUCAAUGCUUUCUGGUACUCCCACCAUCUCUUCAUCAUUGUCUACAUGCUUCUCAUCGUCCAUGGACAAUUCCUCUACCUCAUCCACCAUUGGUACCGGAAAACGACAUGGAUGUACCUUGCUGUUCCUAUUCUUCUAUAUGCUGGGGAGAGGACUUUAAGGACCUUCAGAUCCGGCUAUUACUCGGUCAGACUCCUGAAGGUUGCUAUAUAUCCGGGUAAUGUUUUGACCUUACAAAUGUCCAAGCCUCCAGCAUUCCGCUACAAGAGUGGACAGUACAUGUUUGUCCAAUGUCCGGCCAUCUCGCCCUUUGAAUGGCACCCUUUCUCAAUAACUUCAGCUCCCGGGGAUGAUUACCUCAGCAUCCACAUCAGACAACUAGGUGAUUGGACCCGAGAGCUUAAGCGAGUGUUCUCAGAGGCUUGUGAACCUCCAGUGCCUGGAAAGAGUGGCCUCCUCAGAGCAGAUGAGACGACCAAGAAAAGUCUACCGAAGCUCUUGAUAGAUGGACCUUACGGUGCUCCAGCUCAGGACUACAAGAAGUAUGAUGUCCUACUGCUUGUCGGACUUGGAAUUGGGGCUACGCCUUUCAUCAGUAUAUUGAAGGAUUUGCUUAACAACAUUGUAAAAAUGGAAGAGCAAGCAGAUUCUAUCUCGGAUUAUUUCCCGCCCCCGGGUCAGAACGGACGGGUUGAUCUGGGCACAAUUCUCAAGGCCUCGCGACCAAAGUGGACUCUCAAAACAACCAAUGCAUACUUCUACUGGGUGACUCGCGAGCAAGGCUCCUUCGAUUGGUUUAAAGGAGUCAUGAAUGAGGUUGCCGAGUUAGAUCAAAGGGGUAUAAUUGACAUGCACAACUACCUCACAAGCGUGUACGAGGAAGGAGAUGCUCGAUCGGCACUUAUCACCAUGGUCCAAGCACUCAACCAUGCUAAGAAUGGUGUUGACAUAGUAUCUGGAACAAGAGUCAGAACACAUUUUGCAAGGCCUAAUUGGAAGAAGGUUUUUUCAAGAAUUUGUUCUAAACACCCUUAUGCCAAGAUAGGAGUGUUCUAUUGUGGAGCACCAGUCUUGGCCCAAGAACUGAGCAAGUUGUGCUUUGAGUUCAACCAGAAAGGCACCACCAGAUUCGAUUUUCGCAAGGAGCACUUCUAAUCCCACGUACAUAUACUUAGCUUUUGCGUUAGAGCAAAAUAAUGUAUAGCUUUUUAUUCUUUUUUCUAAAAUGGAGAGAUAAGUAUACGAGUACAUACACCUCUAAUCUAGUAUGCAAGUCACAUGAACGAUAGGGGAAAAAAAACGAAGGGCCAACCACCCCCACUGGCGGUUGGUGAGUGCGUUGCGUGGACCCGCACGACACACGGCGGAGAAUCGGAGACUUCUACGUGGCACGUGGAACCAGUCAGCCGGUGCGGGACAGCUACCGGUAGCUGGUGGUUGACCUUGUGGAGUAACGUGGCAGAUCCUGACUGGUCGACAUCUGCUAGUGGGUUGGAGAGCAAGCAGCAUCGUGCCGGGACAAGGACGUCCAUGGGGCCCGCAAUGGGGCCUCCUUCUAGAAGGUGUGGAGGCCGUUCGACAGCUGCGCAUCUGGAUAGAGAGAGAGUAGUUUAUCUUUGUCAAUUGGAGUUUGGUAGGAUAGAAGGAAACUACGAAGUAUAGAGCAAAUUGUAUAUUUUGAUUGAGAUUAGCUAUUGGGAACAAGUGAGGGUCCAACUUGAAUGAAGCAUUUAAUUAUUUGGUUAGUUGAUGGGCGGUGGUGAGGGGACUGGGUCUUUGUUGGCGACCCUGGAGGUAUGUUUUGUUGUGACUAGAAGAAAGGUCUACAAUAUGAGGUAUAAGAAUAAUGUUAAGUACGCCUUAUAGGGAUGAAUGGAGUACGUCUUAAAUUGCAAAGCAAUGGUUGGACCGAUUCAUAUUA
Elaeis guineensis (African oil palm) is the source of this 4152-nucleotide messenger RNA. RefSeq names its product respiratory burst oxidase homolog protein A. Gene Ontology annotation, cellular component: plasma membrane. Lineage: Eukaryota; Viridiplantae; Streptophyta; Magnoliopsida; Arecales; Arecaceae. Gene Ontology annotation, molecular function: NAD(P)H oxidase H2O2-forming activity; calcium ion binding; peroxidase activity. The record is from RefSeq and is a predicted model, not a curated record.